UUCUCCUUUUGUUAACAUCAAAAUAAACAAUGCAAAAAGUCACAUUGAAAGAAUUUCACUCGCGGCUAAUCAAUCUCGAAGUGCCUUCCGGCCGUUUUACUGGGAAUAAUUAUUCAGAACCGGACGAAACAUCGUAGAGAUGCGUCUAUUUGCGAGCAUCGCCCGCAGCAGGCAUCUGGAAGUACUCAUCAGAACAACACUUCCGUUGUCACCGUCGCGUCGUCAUUUACCGUUGGUUGGUAGUUUAGCGCGUUCGAUGUGCAACACGGCUCCGGUGGCGAAGGAACGCCAGCUCCAAAUCGGUUCCAAUGUCGUACACUUCGUCGAAGCAGGGGCGGGCGAGCGCGGUGUCAUACUGCUACCCGGAGCACUCGGCACGGCAUGGACGGAUUUCAAGCCGCAAAUCGAGCGACUUCCCGAGCUUCUCCCGCAGCACCGGGUGAUUGCCUGGGACCCCCCGGGCUAUGGGAAAUCGCGGCCACCGGAUAAAGCAUUUUCCGUCGACUUUUACGAGCGUGACGCCGCCGCAGCUGGGACGCUUAUGCAGCAGCUGGGAUUCGAACGCUACGGUGUGCUGGGCUGGAGUGACGGUGGCAUUACCGGGCUUAUAUUGGCCGCCACCCAGCCGAAGCGAGUGGACAAAUUGGUUAUUUGGGGAUCGAAUUCCUACAUAUCGGAUACAGAGGCUAAGAUAUACGAAGACAUCCGAGAUGUACAGAAAUGGUCGGCGAGAAUGCGCGAACCGAUGGAACGGGUCUAUGGCGUUGAGGGCUUUCCAAAGCUGUGGUCAGCGUGGGUGGACGGAUUGCUACGUAUCUAUCACGAACGCAAAGGCGAUAUCUGCAGUGAGAAACUGAAACAUAUCUCUGCCCCUACGUUGAUCGUACAUGGCGCUAAAGAUCCGAUGAUCGUUCCCGAGCACGUGCCUUAUUUAUUGAAUAACAUAAAAAACUCAGACUUACACGUUUUCCCGGAUGGCAAACAUAACAUUCACCUUCGUUAUGCCGACGAGUUCAAUGACAUUGCAGCUAAAUUUCUUUUAGACCAACGUACAUGAAAAACUGCAUCGAGCCUACUAUAAAAUGCCAUCAGAGGUUAAUCCUAUACUGUUGCCUACUUUUACGUCCCGUUUUUAUUUGAAGCUGUAGUGUAAUACGUUAGUUAGCGGUAGCUCAUUCACAUCUAAUCUGUCGAACCAUGUAUUGUCCGCUUAAAAAGCUAAAUAAAUGCAAGAUAUUUUAUAAAAA
Messenger RNA from Anopheles coustani, 1247 nucleotides. RefSeq names its product valacyclovir hydrolase. The coding region runs from base 140 to 1057 and encodes 305 amino acids. The record is from RefSeq and is a predicted model, not a curated record. The transcript has 3 exons. NCBI's taxonomy places the organism in Eukaryota, Metazoa, Arthropoda, Insecta, Diptera, Culicidae.